Messenger RNA from Symbiodinium sp. CCMP2592, 582 nucleotides. NCBI's taxonomy places the organism in Eukaryota, Dinophyceae, Suessiales, Symbiodiniaceae. The record is from the annotation of a GenBank genome assembly.
AUGCCAUGGAAGUGCGUGAAGUGUGGCGACUCGACAUACCGACGCGAUCGAGUCUGCCAAACAUGUCGUGGGCACCGCCGAGGGUCCAACAACCGGCUCUUGGUGAAGUACAGGCUGCGCAUGAAGACGACGCCUACGCAAUCGUCCCGCAAGUUUUGCUUCCCCAAAACUGAUGAAGGGCCCAAAGGUCAGGCGGGCACGGGGAAGAAGCAGGACGGUGGAAAAGGGAAGCAAGAGAGCAUGGCAGAGGCGCUGGAGGCCAGGCGAGACCUCUUUCGUCAGGUCUUCGGUAACGACGCAGAUUACCACUCGGCCAUGGCCGUAGCCCAUGCCAUCAUGCAGAGGAUAACGUCGAACUCCGGGACUUUGCUGCAGACUUCUUGCCCGAAUCUGUGCGGGCUGGUGGGCUUCGCUAUGACUCUGUCUGCCCGGCUCACGGAUGACCAGAUAGAUGUCUACUGUGAGCGCAUGCUGAAGGUGAUGCGCGUGAGGUUCAAAGACAUGCAGUGGUCGCAGUGUUACUGGGUGAGCCUCUACCACGACUGCGGGGACAACCGAGACGUUCGUGUCCUCGGCGACUGA